This is a messenger RNA of Alnus glutinosa, 2091 nucleotides long. Its product is annotated as protein ANTI-SILENCING 1-like. The transcript is spliced from 7 exons. NCBI's taxonomy places the organism in Eukaryota, Viridiplantae, Streptophyta, Magnoliopsida, Fagales, Betulaceae. The coding region runs from base 16 to 1878 and encodes 620 amino acids. The record is from RefSeq and is a predicted model, not a curated record. Gene Ontology annotation, molecular function: zinc ion binding; RNA binding; chromatin binding.
AACUAGGAAACCUAUAUGUAUAUACAUUUACUUUCAAACCUUCCUUCAAGAAGACCAAACCCUGAUCGAGUUCCGAGUCUCAUUGAUAUCCUUAUUUUAUCUCUCAAAAGAAAAUUACUCCAGAACACGCGCUUACCUAGGGUUUUCGGGUUCAGUGGAAGAAGGAAAGAACUCUGCACUCUCCCAAAACUGUCUUUUUAUCACUCUGCUUGGAAAGAGGCCUGGUACAAGAGUAUGGUGGAAGUAGACAGAGUUGAGGAGGACCUUGAAUUUAAGUGGGGUAAAAAGAAGGGAGUUGGUGGGAAAAAGAAAAAUUUCCAGUUUUAUCAAUCUUUUACUUAUGAUGGUGUGGAGUAUGAACUUUAUGAUUGUGUUUAUUUGUUGGUUGAUGGCGAACCAGAACCUCAUAUUGGUAAACUUAUAAAAAUAUUGGAGAAUCCUGACAAGAAAAAGAGAGUGAAGGUUCUAUGGUUUUUCCGCCCUUGCGAGAUGCUAAAGUAUCCUGAGGUGGUUGUAGACGCAGCUGAAAAAGAAUUAUUUUUGGCUUCCGGCGAAGGUGCAGGCCUUGCAAAUAUGAAUCCUUUGGAAGCAAUUGGUGGCAAAUGCAAGGUUGUUUGCACAUCAAAGGACAGUAGAAACCCACAACCUUCAGAUGAAGAACUUCAAAAGGCUGACUUUAUAUUUUACCGUGCCUUUGACGUUAAGAACUUGAAAAUCCUGGAUAAAAUAGAAGAAAAAGUAGCUGGGAUUGAAGUUAAAUAUAUGUUUAAUAGACCAGGUCUUCAGAAGCCUGUUAUUGUUCUGAAUCUUGAUUCAGACAAGAAAGGAGUUGGAGGAAAUGCUGUAGCAAGUAAUGAAACAGAGGUUCCUUCCAAGAAAAACCCAUCUAAAGAGCACACAACUCUGUUGACAAAUGGAAUUUCUGUUGAUACUCUUGGGAAAGAACAUGCUGAUUCAAAUGCUUCAUUGGUUAAACAGAAAGCUUCACUUAGUGAGAACCCUACUUCUAGUGUAGGUGUAGAGUCAGAAAGUUCUAAAACUAACAAUAGACAGGAAAAUAUUCCCAGAGACAACACUGCAUCAAUGUCUGAAGAAGAUGAUUCUGUCAAGCGUGAGGGUAAAGUUGGUAAUAUUCCUAUGAGACGGGUCACAGUUGGUAAGGUUGUCAGUGAGGAGAAAGUAAAAUCUGCUGAGGAUUGUAGUGAUCUGGAGGAUAGGCUAGCUAAGAAGGCAAAAUUGGAUAGUUCUAUUAAAGUAUCUGAUGAUAAGAAUGAGAAGAAUGUGCAGAAGUUAAGUGUUGAUUUGGAUGGUAAUGAUCCCAAGGCUUUAGCAACUAUAAAUGCUUCUGAAGAUAAACCUAGACUAAAGCUUGCAGAGGAUUCUCAAGGUGCUGAAAAAGGCCCUUCUAAGAAGGUGCCUGAUGAGAAGACAAAAGAUUCUAAUGGGAAGUUGCUUAAAGCAUCUCCAAGACAGUCUCCAGAUGUGGACAAAAAAAUGGAUCACCAAAUAAUGGAAGUUAGCCGAAGACCAGAUGCGGAUAUUGCUUGGCAUCGCUUCCAGGAAAGUUGCACAGCAAAGAUGAUGCAGCAGACGUCAAUUUCAAGCUCUCACUGUGUUGCAGCGGAUAGCGUUGUGAAAGCUGUAGCUAAUGUGCAUGGGGCAGCUUCUUCUUCAAAGUCGAAAGGCGGGAAAAGGAAGGGUUUCAAACGAGAUGGCAAGCAAGUUGUCAUUGGAGUGAAUAAAGCAGGAAACAAAGCAGCAAAAGCUAAAUACAAAGGAAAUUGUUUCCAUUGUGGUGAAGCAGGCCACUGGUUAAGAAACUGCCCAAUGUAUUUUGGCUUUCAAACGCCAAGGGGUUUCAGAAGACCAAAUAACUGAGAAUGGAAGAUGUGUCUAACGCUUGAAGAUGCAAUGUAAAUUCUAGUUUUAUUUUUUCAGAGUUAAUUAGUAAUUUUUUUUUUUUUUUUUUUUUUUAACUUUUAUUAGACUAUGUACUCAAAUUCAUGUAACCUUUUGGGUAAAUGCGGCUGUAUUUUUUGAAAUAUAUAACGAUAAUAAAGAAUGAUAAAAUGUCUAUUUAUUCUGAAUUUA